AUGUCUCUGUCCAUUGAAGAGCUCGACGCUACAGUGCGCGCCUUCUACGAGGGCCGUGGCGAUACGCAAAAACAAGCCCAAGCCACUCUGAAUCAGUAUCGCGCUAAUCCAUGGGCAGAUCUCGGGCUCCAAGUUCUUGACAAUGUGAUCAUGACGAGAUGGAAAGUGCUGCCCCGCGAUCAGUGUCAAGGAAUCCGAAAUUUCAUCGUCAACUUUAUCAUUCAACUGUCCAAUAACGAAGACAGCCGCCGCACCGAGCGAACUCUCCUUAACAAACUAAACCUCGUCCUCGUGUCCGUUUUGAAGCAGGAAUGGCCUCACAACUGGCCCACGUUCAUCAACGAGAUCAUAUCGUCAUGCCACAGCAGCUUGGGCAUAUGCGAGAACAACAUGGUCAUUCUGCGAUUACUUUCCGAAGAAGUCUUUGACUACUCCGAGGAGCAGAUGACGUCGGCCAAGCGUAGAGAGCUCAAGCAGAGCAUGUGUGACGAGUUUACUGCCAUCUACCAGCUCUGUUCCGAGGUCUUGCGCACAGCCACCGAAGCCUCACUCAUCAAAGCCACACUCGAGACCCUCCUGCGCUUCCUCAACUGGAUUCCUCUGGGAUACAUCUUCGAGACGCCACCCAGCGGCCAGAGCCUCAUUGAGACGUUACGAAGCCGCUUCCUCGAAGUGCCCGACUUCCGGAACAUCACCCUCAAGUGCUUGACGGAGAUUGCCGGUCUGCAUACGGAGCCUGCGUACGACGAUAAGCUCGUCUCCAUGUUUACUGAAACACUGACGGCCAUUUCCAAGAUCAUUCCUCUCUCGCUAGACCUUAAGAGUACAUACUCAUCCAGCAAUGGCCGGGACCAGGAAUUCGUGCUGAACCUCGCACUCUUCUUGACCAACUUCUUCACCAUGCACCUGAACGUCAUUGAAAAUCUCAUGAACCGGGACUUCCUCACUCAUGGGCAUUUUUAUCUUAUCCGUAUAAGUCAGAUUGACGACCGCGAGGUCUUCAAGAUCUGCCUCGAGUAUUGGACCAAGCUGGUAUCAGAGCUGUACGAUGAGAUGCAGGCUCUCCCGAUUACUGACAUGAAUCCGCUCCUUAACAUGGGAAUUCCAGGAAACGGAGCUCGCGAGCUGGCCAAUUACCCUCUGAGGAAGAACAAGUACACCGAGAUUCUAUCCAACCUCCGUACAGUCAUGAUUGAGAAGAUGGUCCGUCCUGAGGAAGUCCUUAUCGUCGAGAAUGAUGAGGGCGAGAUUGUCCGCGAAUUUGUAAAAGAGAGUGAUACGAUUCAGCUGUACAAGUCUACUCGAGAGUGCCUCGUCUUCCUUACCCACUUGGAUGUUAACGACACCGAACAAAUCAUGUCGGAGAAACUGGCUCGCCAAGUUGACGGUUCAGAAUGGUCAUGGGCCAACUGCAAUACUCUCUGCUGGGCUAUCGGAUCCAUCUCGGGCGCCAUGAACGAAGAGACAGAGAAGCGCUUCUUGGUCACUGUGAUCAAGGAUCUGCUUGGCCUGACCGAGAUGAAGCGAGGCAAAGACAACAAAGCUGUUGUCGCUAGUAACAUCAUGUACAUUGUCGGCCAAUAUCCUCGCUUUCUCAAGGCUCAUUGGAAGUUCCUUAAGACAGUCGUCAAUAAGCUGUUUGAGUUCAUGCACGAAACCCACGAGGGAGUUCAGGACAUGGCUUGCGAUACCUUCAUCAAAAUUGCCAACAAGUGCCGCCGGCAUUUCGUUGCUCUGCAGCCCGGAGAGACCGAACCCUUCAUUGACGAAAUCGUUCGCAAUCUCCGGAAAAUCACUGCGGAUCUUUCACCGCAGCAAGUGCACACCUUCUAUGAGGCCUGCGGUUACAUGAUUAGUGCCCAAGGACAGAAGAGUAUGCAAGAGCGCUUGAUCGCCGACUUGAUGGCUCUGCCAAACUCGGCCUGGGACAACAUCAUUGCUCAAGCCAACCAAAACCCCGCUUGUCUCCAGGAUUCGGACGUCAUCAAGAUUGUCGGCAACAUCAUGAAGACUAACGUUGCAGCGUGCGGUUCAAUCGGUUCCUACUUUUACCCUCAGAUCGGACGGAUAUACUUCGACAUGCUGACAAUGUACCGUGCGAGCUCACAACUUAUUGAUGAAGCAGUCCAGCGGGAGGGCAACAUCGCGACAAAGAUGCCCAAGGUCCGCGGCCUUCGCACGAUCAAGAAGGAGAUCUUGAAGCUCAUCAACACUUACGUCGAGAAAGCCGACGACUUGGAGAUGAUCCACAACAACAUCGUACCGAAAUUGUUGGAGGCUGUCUUGAUCGAUUACAAGAACAACGUCCCGGAUGCUCGUGAAGCAGAAGUAUUGAAUGUUAUGACAACUAUCAUCAACAAACUACAUAGUAUGAUGGAGGACCAAAUCAUCAACAUCAUGGACAGCGUAUUUGAGUGCACGUUGGACAUGAUCAACAAAGAUUUCUCGGAGUACCCCGAACAUCGUGUGGAGUUUUUCAAGCUUCUCCGCACUAUCAACCUUCGCUGCUUCCCAGCUCUGCUACGGCUCGAUGCACGAUCAUUUAAAUUCGUCAUUGACUCGUGCAUGUGGGCAAGCAAGCACGACAACCGCGAGGUCGAGAGCGCUGGUCUCUCCAUGUGCUUUGAGCUUGUCUCUAACAUGGCUGAAACUGACCAGCAGACCUGCAACGCCUUCUUCCAGACCUUCUUCACCACGAUCCUCCAGGAUGUCUUCUUCGUGGUCACCGACAGUGAUCACAAGGCUGGAUUCAAGUCGCAGUCGAUGCUGCUGGCCAAGAUGUUUUGGCUUGUCGACUCCGACAAGUUACAAGGCCCAAUUUACACAUCGCCUGACAUGGCAGCCCCAGGCACACCAAACCGAGAGUUUCUCCGUAACUUUGUCGGCAACCUCUUGGCCACUGCCUUCCCCAACUUGCAGACUGCUCAAAUUGCAUCGUUCAUCGACGGACUAUUUGCCACCAACUCUGAUCUUAACAGGUUCAAGGUCAUUCUGCGUGACUUCUUGAUCUCUCUGAAGGAGUUCUCUGGUGACAACGCCGAGCUCUACGCCGAAGAGCGUGAGCAAGCAGCGAAGACGGCCAAGGAGCAAGAGCGAGAGCGAGCCAUGAAGGUCGGCGGUCUGCUGAAGCCGUCUGAGAUGGAUGAUGAUGAAUUGUGACUUGAAGUUGAGCUGGACGCAAAUGUGGCUACCCGCACGCCCUACGACGCUCAAGCUGCUGUUCACGAGUCUGCAAGCAGUCAGUGCGCGGGCGACCUCGAUGGGUGGGACAUGUAUGGCUUGUGAGGGCUAGCAGAUGUAGUAGAAGAAAGGGCGAUGGCAAGACUGUGAUGGAUUGGGAGUAUGCAAUUCGACGCUUUGCCAAAUUUCUUUUUAGCAAGGAGAUGGAACCGGUUCGUUUUGGUCUAAUACCCUAUAGACCUUUCAGUUCUUGAUUCGAUGCAUGGUUAUAUAGCUGGCUUGGAGGUAGCUUGGCUUGGCUUACAUAUAAAAAGGGAAGGGAAGCUUGCAGGCAUACGGGCAGCCUCGUCUCGAAGGGACAGAACAAAUAUAGGACGCGAUUGCCUCGAAGCAUCAUUAUCC
Pyrenophora tritici-repentis Pt-1C-BFP is the source of this 3582-nucleotide messenger RNA. The record is from RefSeq and is a predicted model, not a curated record. Lineage: Eukaryota; Fungi; Ascomycota; Dothideomycetes; Pleosporales; Pleosporaceae.